This is a messenger RNA of Strongylus vulgaris, 587 nucleotides long. The record is from the annotation of a GenBank genome assembly. NCBI's taxonomy places the organism in Eukaryota, Metazoa, Nematoda, Chromadorea, Rhabditida, Strongylidae.
AUGCAAGUACUGCCCCAAGUGCUAUCUCCUCCAGCUAUGUACAUCGAUACGAAACCACCGCAGUUCAUACAAACACCUCCAUCCGAGCAUACUUACAUGGUUUCACCUGGUGCAAGUUAUACGUCUUGUGUCCCGGCUACAGCAACGGCUACGGUAAAGGUUGAAUCGCCAGUUUCGAUUCAGAUGACGCGAUCACCUUCUGAUGGAAGUAUAACAGAAAUGCAACGAGGCCAAAGUGGAACUAGUGGCGCCUCAACGAAAGAGGACAGUUUCGUCCAACUCAUGCUUUUGAAGGUGAAUAUGUCGCCUGGCCAAGUGGAACGUCUGAAGGCUGGUCGGGGAGGCGCAAACGGCCGUUCGCGUCCAGCUGGAGUAGCGGCACGAGUCACAAGAGAUAACUCUUGGCCUCAGGAUGAGGAUUCGGAUGAUGAGGAUGAUUUUGGAGCGGAAGAGCCAAGGAGAAAAGGACCCAAAACUGAGAGACGCACCGCUCACAAUUUGAUCGAAAAGAAGUACCGAUGUUCGAUAAAUGACCGUAUACAACAUUUGAAGACUAUUCUGGCUGGUGACGAUGCAAAAGUAUGACU